Messenger RNA from Lindgomyces ingoldianus, 465 nucleotides. RefSeq lists its product as uncharacterized. Bases 1 to 465 code for a protein of 154 amino acids. The record is from RefSeq and is a predicted model, not a curated record. The transcript is spliced from 6 exons. Lineage: Eukaryota; Fungi; Ascomycota; Dothideomycetes; Pleosporales; Lindgomycetaceae.
AUGAGACAGUAUCACCUUGAGAGUUUGCAGAAAGACAGAGGCGAGACUAGCGCUGGCCAAAUUCAAUGUGCCUCACGUGUAAUGUGCCCGUUGUUGGCGCCAACUUUUCCUCCUGGCGAUGGCUGUGACGCUGGGUCUGGACAGCGGCGACGAGAGCAGCAGUUUCAUCUCCAGGUAAACAUCAUCUCAGAAGCCUCUAUAACCAAGGAAGCCCUAUGGAAUUUUCUGACUGGUUAUUAUGCAGAAUGUUGGAGGGAAGUAGUGCUCGGCGUGCAUGUGGCUAGUGUGAGUUUCCAGGCCGUGCUCGAGUGGGGUUAUCAUUUAAGAGGAGCACGCUCCAGAACGAAUAAAGUCGUUGCCAAGGUGUGGAUGACGACAGAAGCCAAGCACGGCUCAAAGCUUCAGCACCAAGCUUAUCCUUCAACACUCACCUCUUCAUCUGACCAUAUUAUCAGACUUCUAUAG